AUGGCCGCUGCAGCUCCCUCUGGCCGCCUGGCCGGCAAGAACGCCGUCAUCACUGGUGCCGCUGGCGGCAUUGGCCUUGAGACAUCCAUCCUGUUCGCCAAGGAGGGCGCCAACGUCCUCAUGUCCGACAUCUCCGCCGAGGCCCUCGAAAAGGCCCAGGCCAAGGUCAAGCAGCUCGUCCCCAACGCGCAGAAGGUCGAGAUCAAGAAAUGCGACGUCUCCAAGGAGGCCGAGAUCCAGGCCCUCGUCGAGGCGGUCGACUCUUGGGGCGGCCUCGACGUCAUGUUCAACAACGCCGGCAUCAUGCAUGCCAAGGACGACGACGCCGUCAACACACCCGAGAACAUCUGGGACCUGACGCAAAACAUCAACGUCAAGGGUGUCUGGUUCGGCUGCAAGCACGCCGUCCUCGCCCUCCGCCGCCACAAGAAGCAAAAGGGCAGCAUCAUUAACACGGCCUCGUUCGUCGCCCUCAUGGGUGCCGCCACUCCUCAGCUCGCCUACACGGCCUCCAAGGGCGCCGUCCUCGCCCUCACGCGCGAGCUCGCCAUGGUCCACGCCCGCGAGGGUUUCCGCUUCAACUCGCUCUGCCCCGCCCCUCUCAACACGCCCCUGCUGCAGGACUGGCUCGGCGAUGACCAGGCCAAGCGCCACCGUCGUGAGGUCCACUUCCCCACCGGCCGCUUCGGUGAGGCUAUUGAGCAGGCUCACGCCGUCGUCUUCCUCGCCAGCGACGAGGCCAGCUUCGUCAAUGGCCACGACUUUGUCGUCGACGGUGGCCUGAGCAAGGCCUACGUCACGCCCGAGGGCCCGGCGCCCGCGGCCCCUACCAACAACGCGUCCAAGAACUCGCUUGAGUAG
Messenger RNA from Purpureocillium lilacinum, 861 nucleotides. RefSeq lists its product as uncharacterized. Lineage: Eukaryota; Fungi; Ascomycota; Sordariomycetes; Hypocreales; Ophiocordycipitaceae. The record is from RefSeq and is a predicted model, not a curated record.